AUUUUUUGAAAUUGUAGGGUGAAGUGUCCAUUGAAAAUGAAUGGGAACACAUUACAACAUUAUAUUGAUAAUACUUAUUUGUACAAAUCGUAAUGUUUUGUGAUAUUGGAUUGUUUGCUAUUUUCGGAACUGUAGGGCGAAGUGGAUGAGAAGCGCCAGUCGAUCCCAGCAGUGUUGUCGUUGAAGACCUCAGUAGAGGAGGUGGGGGCUCUCGAGCCAGCCGUCUCAGGGUGGUACACCGUCAACGAGCUUCUCGUCGACAUGGGGUUGGCGCUGCCCGACUCUCACAUUCAAGACCGAUUAUUCAAACAACAAACUCUGCUAGAAUCUUUAAUGGGCACCAAGAAUAUUUCUCCCAAAGGCGAUACAACAACAGCAAAACAUGCUGACGAAAAAUCUGAAGGAUCUGUAAAGAGUGAAUCUGAAACGUCUUCAUCAUUACUGUCCUCGGGAGCUAUUUCUAAGAAGAAGAAGGAAAGCAAGAAUAAGAAGCAAGCUAGUCAGUAUGUGACUCCGGACAUUUCGGACUGGCUACCACCUGAACCACUGCAUUCGCUCAAGUUUGACACAUCGGCAUCCUAUGUCGAUAUGGACGCUAACAUCUACAUUCAGGAUACUACGAGUGCGGACACACUGCGCAUAAUCGGCGCUACGCUGCAGACCAAAUACGAGAACUCGCGUCCCUCGCCGCACGACUCGUUCUGGAGCGCCGGCCAGCUGUGCGUGGCCAAGUACCACGCCGACCAAAAGUGGUACCGCGGCAAGGUGAUGGAGGUGCUCGCCGACAACCGCUACCGGGUGGUCAUGGUCGACUAUGGCAACGUGGAGGAGGUGAAGGCAGCAGACAUGCGCAAGAACCUGCUCAUGACUCAGGUGCCCCGCCAGUGUCAUCCAUGCGCCUUGAAGCGUGUCAAACCGCUUUCAGAUGACGGAAAAUGGCCUACUACGGUAUUGGAUCAGAUAUAUGGGUAUGUAGUCGAUCGGCAGUGUGCGGUUGAGCUGGCGGGCACUUGUGGUGAUUAUUCGGUUGUAGACAUAGAAGUGUUACCGGGCGAGAGUCUAAUCGGUCUGCUGAUCAGACUGAACUGCGCAGUGUUGACUGACACAAAUGGAAAUGCCAGAGAUGAUGAUGAUGACAGUAGCUCAUCGAGCAGCAGCUGCAGCAGCGAAGAGGUGCUGAUUGAGAAGGAAAUAGAGGCUGCGACAACUGAUGACUCGGACGCCAAGAAGUCUGCCGUCUCAACAAAAAGCUCCGACGACCAGGAAAGCGAGACUAUGGCCAACCAGGUGAGGAUCUGCGAAACGAUCCCCCCGACUUUUGCCGAUCUCACUAUUGAGGGGCCCAACCCAAACCCGGCCGCCCUGAAGAGCUCUUGGCUGGAUAUUAUGGAAGAGGAGCAAAAUAAGGCUCUCAUGGAUCAAUACAGAGUAAUUGAGCCAAGAUAUAAGCCACUAGUAAUUCCGCCUCAUAUUGAAGAAAUUGAAGUUGAAGCCACUGCCAUUAUAUCUGCUACAACAUUCUUCUUCGGUCUUGUAACUGAAACAGCAGAUGUCAAGAUGAAAAGAGUUGAAUUCACAAAAAUGCAAGCAGAAAUGCAGGAAAUCGCUCAGGACCUUCCGCUCAUAGAAAUGCCAACUGAAAAACAAGUUUGCUGUUCCAAGUUUCAACAUGAUGGCUAUUGGUACAGAGCAGAAAUUUUGAAAGUAAAAGACAAAACAUGCAUAUUGAAAUUUGUCGACUAUGGAAAUUGCGAAUGCAUCUCGAUCAAUGAGAUUCACGAACUGAAGCCUGAGUGGCUGAAUAUUCCUAUCCAAGGCGCCCUGAUGACUCUGUACAAUUUGCGUAUGGCUCCCAACGUCGACGUCAAAGAUUGCGCCAAAGCUCUCAACAAAUGUAUCUUUGAUAAGACACUUACCGCCAAAAUAAAGAAUUACAAUCCUCUGCUUGUGGAAGUUUUUACACAAGAUGGAAAAUCAGUCAACGAAGAACUGACGUCUCAGCCAUUCUACAUGCAAAUUGAUUAGAUUCAGAUCUCCUACAUCCAUUUGAAGUGACCAAGUCCUAGUGUAAUUAUACGAGUCCUAGUGUAUUAAUAUCAGUUAACUUCUAUGAAAAUAGAUAAAAUUUGAAGAUGGCAUUGAGCAUUGUGAAUUCUUGAAAUUCUCAUAGAAAUCUCUUGGAUUCUGUACGCCAGGUAAUAAUAUCAUUCUUUAUGUGAUUUGUUAUAGUUGCCAAUAUUCAUUUUAAGUUUUGUAUAACUUACGCUAUUACCAGUGUAAACCAAAUAGUUCCAGUUAUUUUUAUCAUAAUUGACUCUAUCCUUAAUAGAGAUGAGAAUUAGAGAUGUUUAUAGUCAAUAAGUAGAAGGAAAAUCUUUUCGUUUACAGUUUAUUCCUGGCCAUAUCGCCUUAUUUAGUUUUUUUCUAUUUCGUUUCUUUAGAUUUUUUUAUUAGGCCUAUAGCAAAGUAAUAUUGUGUCUGGACUAUUGCAAACUUUAAGAAAUUCUCAUAAACAUGGUCUGCCUUCUAGAAAAUAUGAGAUUUUUUUCAUAAUGUCUUUUGUAAUUUGCUAUUCUUCGUAAUACAGUAUUUCCUUUUCAUAUUUUGUAUUAAUUUUCAUUCAAUAAAAUCAUAAUUUUUGUGUCAA
This is a messenger RNA of Nilaparvata lugens (brown planthopper), 2647 nucleotides long. RefSeq names its product tudor domain-containing protein 1. NCBI's taxonomy places the organism in Eukaryota, Metazoa, Arthropoda, Insecta, Hemiptera, Delphacidae. The record is from RefSeq and is a predicted model, not a curated record. The coding region runs from base 262 to 2025 and encodes 587 amino acids. The transcript has 11 exons.